Molecule: messenger RNA, 420 nt
Organism: Adineta ricciae
Lineage: Eukaryota; Metazoa; Rotifera; Eurotatoria; Adinetida; Adinetidae
Source: the annotation of a GenBank genome assembly
AUGGCCAACUCCACAAUGGUCUGUCGAACAAGCCAAACAGCUAUUGUUUCGAUAACAGCGCCUGGCACGAGAAUUUAUGAAGGUAAUAGUACAAAAAGUAGACGACUCGCACGACAAUUGAAUGAAUUCGCGGCUAAUUUGAUUCAGAAGUAUCCUAAAAAAUUUGGUUUUUGCGCAACUCUUCCAUCCUUCAUCGAUGUUGAAGGAGUCAUCGAGGAAAUCAAUCAUACUCAUUCAGUUUUCAAACCCGACGGAUUUAUAGUUUACACUAGUUAUGGAAAAGGUCAAUAUCUCGGUCAUCCAUCAUUUCUGCCGAUCUGGAAAAAGUUCAACGAGCUACAGACUGUCGCCUUCAUUCAUCCAAGUGAAGCACCAACUCCUAUUGGCAAUCGUUACGCACCAUACAACCAUUAUACUUGA